Osmerus eperlanus (European smelt) is the source of this 3423-nucleotide messenger RNA. RefSeq lists its product as uncharacterized. The coding region runs from base 232 to 3273 and encodes 1013 amino acids. Gene Ontology annotation, molecular function: calcium ion binding; protein binding. Lineage: Eukaryota; Metazoa; Chordata; Actinopteri; Osmeriformes; Osmeridae. The record is from RefSeq and is a predicted model, not a curated record. Gene Ontology annotation, biological process: neutrophil migration. The transcript has 19 exons. Gene Ontology annotation, cellular component: cell surface; apical plasma membrane.
CAUUUUGAAGAAAGAAUUGUCAAAGUCUAUUGUUUUAUGUAAUACGAACAUAAACCUGUAAUGAAAACGUUAAUGUGAGAUGUCACUAAAAUUACACGAACCGUAUGGUAACAAAUGCUCAUCUGCACACCUGCUACUGAUGCCUCUCGUUAAUCGACAAUGACGUCAGGUAGUUCGUGGAUUUAACACCCUUUGAUCAAGCGUAGUUCGAGCAAAAUAACACUGUCAAACAUGAGCUACUUUACGUGUCCAAUUAUCUUAUUCGUUCUUGUACCCCAGACGAUAUCACUCGUAACAUGCAAAGGUUUUACACUCUCCAUGUGCUGGACAAUUAGGAACAUCAGCUUGUUUGACAGAUCAGAUAAUAUAUGGUUGAACACCAACAAAAUCCAAUCAAUGUGGAAAAAGGACAAAUUCACAUCAUUGACAGUUUCCCCAUCUUUGAACCACACUGUAACCCUUGAGUAUGGAGACGAUGUCUGGAAAUGGACAUUUUCAGUCUUGCCGUGUACUAGCAACAUUGUAGUCAGAGGUCAACUUAAGCCUGAGCUGCAGCCCUCCAAAACCACCCUGGAAGCCAUGCAGUUGUUGUCCGACGAUGAGGUUUUUCCAUGUGAGGCAGGCACUCGGUAUCUCUAUCAGGAUGAAAACCUCAUCAUCGCUCUGGGCCAAACCCCACGGUACCCUCUCAAAAUGGAGCCCAGGAGUGCCUCAAUGUUACUGAUAUCCUGGCAGAGGGUGUCCUCUGCCUCCCCUGCCAGCCGAGUGUCUCUCUACCACCCUGAUACGAAGGCCUACGUUCUUCUGACUUCAGACACUACCCACUCCAACUACUACCGCUUCACUGGCCUGGAUUCCUGCAGCCCCUACGCUGCCUGUGUAGAGAGGGAAGACACUCACACUCUCACCUGCCUCUAUGACAACACAGGCCCGGAUAUGCCUAGAAACUUCCAGGUGGUAUCAUGGAACGUCACCAGCAUCACGGUGGCUUGGGACUGUCCGGACAACAACAAGUUCUCCCUCUUUCUUGUCACGGCCUUCUACCUCAACGGAAGCGACUACAUCCUUGAGGAGAGGUACUUCAGGCACACUCUGAAGAGCUUUGUGUUUACCCUGCUGGACCUGCAGCCCUGCAGCAGGGUGAAGUUUGGUCUGCAGACCGUGUGCGAGUUUGACACGGGGUCUCACUCCAGCAGGAUGGUCCUUAUCGAUGGGAACACUGUCCACUCAGACAUCCAUAACCUGCAUCAAUCCUCCUCUGGGCCUGGCAGCUACACCCUGACCUGGGAGGUGAAGAACAUUUCAACAAUCUCUGCAUUCAGAGUGUACCACCAGGGGGCGCUCCACGCCUCCACCCUGCUUACCACACACACAGUGGACGGCCUGGAGCCCUGCCAGUACUACCUCACCAGGGUGGAGGCCAUGUGUGGGGACAGCAUGGUCAUGAGCUGGAGGAGCAUAACUGUAUGCUCGGGAACUCGAGGUGUGUCGGAUCUGAAGUAUCACUCUGAAAACUCCACGGCUCUGUGGACGGCCGAUGCCGGCGGCGAGGCAGUAUUCCAGUACCAGCUGUCGUACACAAACAGCUCCAUCAUCCAGAAGGGGUCUCUGACGGAGACCAUGCUCCCCCUCCCGGGGCUGAUCGAGGGGGCCCGCUAUGUCCUGGACGUGUGGGAAGAGUGCAACGGGGAGAUGAGUGCCAACCAAGCACUGCUGGUCUUCAAUGGGAUCAACGUGCCCCUCAGACCCCUAGAUCUGGACUUUGGGUUAGAGCUGGAUGACCCCAGCCCAGUCCUGGUUCUGGUGGUGCCCUGGCUACUGCCAGAGCCCCUGCAUAGCCCCACAUCUGAGCCCAGGGCCACACUGCAGCACAUCAUUGAAAAAAAAUUGGAAGAGCUGCUGAAAGACUUCCCACAGAAAGCCAGGGUACAGUUGGAUGGCUUCAGAAAUGCGGGCCAGUCAAAUACAAACAUCCUUUUUAGUGUGUUUGAUGCCUUGAUAACAGACACGGACGUGCCACUGCUAGUAGGAGACCUGCUGGACCAUGUCCAGUCCCUCCAGGUGCCCAGUGUAUCUGUCAACAAUGGCAUCAUUUACUGGGACGACCCAGAUGAGUGCUCCACCCCUGAUCUGAUCAGGUGUCCCUCCCACUCUCUCUGUAUCAACACCCUGGACUCCUAUACCUGUGUCUGUCACCCUGGUUACUAUGAUGUCCGCUCACCCCUGACCCCCCUCGUGGACCUAGCGUCUGGUCCCGUCUGUUACGAGCACGGAACGUUCACCCAGUGCCUGCACAGACGGAUGGCGGGAGGCGUCUCCAAAGCCUUUCUGACUGCUUACCUGGGCGGCGACGUGACGGUCCUCCUGAACGACGGCCGCUGCGCCGUGAACGAGAGCGAGACGCUGUACCACUUCAGCUCCUCAAAUAAAGCGCCCCAGUGUGGUACCGAGAGGCUGGUGAACAUGACACACAUCGAGUUCCAGAACUCUCUGACUGUCACCUUGAACAGCCAGAUGACCAUCACACGCAGGGAUCUGAAGGUUAUCUGGAAGUGUGUGUACCCACGAACCUACAUCCUCAAUGUGCGGAUUAACGUGGAUCAAGAUAGGGUGUCCUCCCACUCUGUGGUCGUCUUCAACUCGUCCCACAGUCUGUUCCUGACCAUGAGCUUGUACAGCGACCUCUCCUACAGCCACGGAGAGCCCAUCUCCAUCACCCAGGCCGACGCGCUGUUCUUCGAGGUGGCCCUGCAGACGGCGCACACCUUCACCCCCGAGGUGCUCCUGAAGGUCUUGACCUGCUGGGCCACGGAGAGCCCCGCACCCAACAACACGGUCGGUGGCAUCUUCCUCCUGGAGGGAUGCCCUGUGGACAGUACGUUCCACUGGCUGUCGCUGAACGGAGUGGCACAGAGGAGCAGGUUUUCUCUCCAGAUGUUCACCAUGCCUCGGGGCCUGCCCAUCUACUUCCACUGUCUGGCCCACAUAUGCAGACACGAUGAGGACUGCACCACUAAUUGUACCGCUCCACGACUUUCUAAGAGGUCAGUGUCCCAGAGGAAUGUGAACACCAGACAGGUGGCAGUGGUGUCAGCUGGCCCUCUGGUGGUCAGCCUGAAAGCAAAGCCAGACACCAAACCCUCUGACUGGGAUGAAAUGGGGACACUGAUCUCCGUUGUUGGUGGGACUGUAGGCCUCUUUCUGUUGGCUGUGCUUGGAGCCAUUGCAUCCAAAGCCAUAAUGAAGUAUUAUAAGAGACCAAGGCUUCAAUGAAUAUAUGAACGAAUGUAGUAAAUCACACCUCCAUUAUGGUUCUAGUGAGCUGCAUUUGUUAUGACCAUAUAUAAUUUUCAGUGUUACUGCAAUGUACAUAAUACAGUUAUGUAUUGCUCCAGUGAUAUAUCACAUUGCUAAAUAAAAUUU